AUGAUCAUGGAUACUUCUACACCAUCAUCAUCUUCUUCGCCAUCAUCAUCAUCAUCAUCAUCACAAGUUACAACAAUAACAAUAUUAGAUCAUUUAUUAUCUUGCAAUUAUAAAGAAUUCAUUGAAGCUACUAUCAUAUCUUCAUCAUCUUCAUCUAGUACAACUCAAUCAUCAUCAUCAGCAUUAGGUAUUGGAGAUGGUGAAUUAUGUUUACCAUUCAUUUUAAAUCUAAUCAAUACUAGUAGAAAGAAUAAGAAGAAGAAUAAUGAAGAUGACCAAGAAGAAGAUGAUGAUGAAGAUGAAGAUGAAGAUAUUGGUAGAAUAAUGGAAUCAGUAUUGAUAUCUUCUGAUAGAAUGUCACCUCAUUUGGCAUCAUCAAUAUCAAUCAUUCAAAAAUACUAUUCACUCGAUCCUCAAUCAUUCUAUUUCUUUAUUCAAGAGGAACAAGUACAAAGAAAGAAAUUGGCUCAUAUGGAAAAAAAAGGAUCAUUUAUAGAAUCUAUAACAAUGGAUAUUGGUAGAGAAUUUGAAAUGUCUGAUGUUACUAAACGAUUAAAGUUGGUACUUAGUGAUUUGAUAGGUUUGAUGGAUUAUGCAGAGAAACAAAGAGAAAUAUUGACAAUUAAAUUAAAUCAACAAUCAUCGUCGUCAUCUGCAUCUUUAUCAGCAUCUUUAUCAAAUGAUACAGAUUAUCUUUCAUUGGUAAAUGGUUCAAAAUAUGAUUCUGAUCUAUUCCUAUUAGAUAUUUAUCAAAUUGAAUUAUGUUUUAUAUUACCAAUCAUUUGUUUUAGAUUUAAUCAAUUUAUUCCUUUAAAUAGUAUGAUAGUAUCAAUAUUAUUAUUACCACAAGCACCAUUUUUAAUUAAAGUAUUGGUAUUGAAUAAUGCAAGUGAAUAUAGAGAUAUAAUCGAUUUAAUCAUUGAUUGUAUUGAUUUGGUUGGAUAUGAAAGAACGAGAAAGGUGUUGCUAGAGUUGUGUACAUUGUCACAAUAUACAGCUACACUGAUUAGAAAGUUGCUGUUGGAAAAACAAAUAAUGCCAGACCUCAUAUUCACAAUCACUGCUACUUUUAUUCGAAAUGAUACAGUUGCAUUUUUAAGUAAUAUUAUAGUUAACCGUUCAGAAUGUUUAUGGAUAAAGGAUUAUUUGGCAAGAACUACUACUGAUAUCAGUACAAAUACUCCGCUAACUGCUUUUCAAGAAAUUCGUGAUCAAUUAUUAAAUAUUUUAAUUUCAUUAACAUUUGAUGAUCAGAAACAACAACAAUUAAAAGAAGAAAAUCAAAUUGAAAAAUCAUUAAAGAUUAAAUCAAUAGUUAGAUUGUAUUGUGGUAUGGGUGGAUUACUUGGUAUUAAAUUAAAUGUACAAGAAAUUUCAACAUGUUUAUCUUUAAUCGAUGGUAUUCAACCAGGUUCAGGUUCUGGUUCACAACCUCAUCAAACUCCUUGGUUAACAAAAGCAUUUUCUAAAAUCUAUUUAUGUUUUCUGUUGGUUUGUGAAGGAAUAUUAAGAGUUAUUCCAAAUAAAAGAAUAGCAGAAUGUUUAAAUGGAUUAUUAAAGACUGGACAUUGUGACGAUUUAUUAUUAUUGAUAUCAAUUUAUUUCCAUACAAGACAAUUACAUAAUAUUGUCUAUGUCAUUAGAAAUACACUUGGAUUUAGACCAUCGAUUCAUACUGAAAGUCUAAAUCAAAUGGGUGAAUUGAUUACAAAGGAUAUCUUUCCAGAGGCUUUGGUAGCGUUAAAGGCUUCACUUCUCCCAACUAUCGAUCAACUGUCGGCUCACUCAUCAUCGGUGACUACCAACCACAGUGUCUCUACAAUGUGUAUAUACCAUCUUCUCAGUGAAAGAAUCUUUGAAAAAUAUGAAACCGAUAUGUCUAGUUGGAUUUGGGAUCAAACUCUAAAAGCCUCCACUCCUAUCCAUUAUUUAUUACCAAGUUGUUUAGAUAAAUUAGUUAAAAAUAUUAUAGAAUCAACGAUUACAACAAAUUCACCUUUAUUCUAUAUGAAUAGAAUAAAGGAACAAUCGAUUUUAUCUGUAUUUUCAAAAACAUCAAAAUAUAAUGAAGCAGUUCAAGUACUAGUUGUCUAUUAUGUUUUGAGGUACAAUGACAGUGUAUUAAAAUUAAAAUCUGAUUAUAAUUUUAAAGGAAAAUCAAUACCAAUUGGAAUUGAAUCAUCUCAAUUGAGAGAAUAUAGUAUAGAAUUUUUAUCAAAAUUACCAAUUCAAAAAUGUUUAUCAAUUGUUCAAAAUAAUGUAGAAGAUUAUUUCUUUAUAUUGCCACCAUUUAUGUAUUUGGUCUCUUCACAAUUCCCUCAAUUCUUUAAUGUUCAUUUAUUAUUAUCAGAUGAAGAGAAAUCUUCAAAUAAAAUAUCAAGAUUUGAUUAUAAUUUACAAUAUUAUCAAGAUAAUUUAAUGUUUUUAAAUGGUAGAAAUACAAAGCAGAAAAAAUCUUCAAGGGAGAUAGAGGAAGAGGAAUUAAUGUCGGUUGUAAAAUUAAAUAAUAUGUUGUCGCCACGUUCAGUUUUGGCAUCACCCACUUCGAUUCAACUCAUUUUAAAUCAUUUGUCAAGAAUGGAUGUGGACAAGGUACAAAGAUUACUAUUACCAAUCCUCGUACACCACCGAAAACAAUUGGAAUCAUUGAUUCCAACAUUUACCAAUCUUUGGUUGACAAUAUUCCCAGUAUCAGAUCAAUCGUUGAUGGCAUUGAAAACUAUCAAUAUAUUGACAAACAAUAAUUUAAAUAUUCAUAAUGAUGAUACUGAGACCAGUGGUGAUGACGGAAUGAUGAUUGAUGAAACAACAAAUAGAAAUGGAAUUAAUUUAAUAUCAUACAAUCAAUACUCUCACAGUGAUGUAAUGUCAGAUCCCCUCAUUGUAUUUAGAUGUCAUCCAACAGUAUUUAGUAAUCCAUCGUUAUUUGGUAUUCUACUUCAAAUAUUAUAUUUCUAUAUGAUAUCUUCAAAGAAAUAUUUAUUAAAUCAAAUUCAAAUAUCUCAACCUAAAAAACAAGAAGAUAUUAAAACAUUAAUUUUAACACAAGAAAGUUCAAUCAUUCAAUUGUUAUUAGAAUUAUGUAUUGUAGAUAGAAUUGUUGGAAAGGAUAUAUUGGCAAUGGGUGAUGGUGAUGAACCUGAAGGUAAAAAGAUAGUCAACAGGGAAUAUGAUGGUGGAGAUGUUGACGAGAUUAGAUGUAUUUAUCCCAUUCCAAAGAGUUUAAGAAUUUGUAAACAAGCACUACACAGAAUAGCUACCAACGUAUCUUCUUUGCCAUCAAAUCCACUCGCCCUCCCCAUCAACGAACAAAUUCAUUUUAUCAAACAAAUUCUGCCUUCCCUCACUCGAUUCUCAAAGGCAUUCCCCAUUCUAUCAGAGGAAUGUUUAAAUAUUUUAAUUGAAUUAUUACCAAGUAAAUUAAAUCUCAAUGGCAAUCAAUCAUCACCAACUUCAAAUUCACCAACAACCACUUCUAUGAUAAAUCAAUCAAUAUUUUCACCUGAAAUCUUUAAUCAAAAUAAUCAAAAUAAUAACAAUGGUAAUUUUAAUGGUAAUAAUAAUAAUAUGUUAUUGGAUGAAGAUUUACAUGGAAAUAAUAUAAAAAGAUCAACAACUCCACCAGACUCUUUAUUAUCAUUAUUCUCUCCAUUGCCACCAUCCGAUACAUUAAAAACUUUAAAGAGAGAAAAACUAGACCAAAUUCAAAAUAAUAAUAAUAAUAAUAGUCAGAAUUCAUUUGGUGAAUCAAAUUUAAAUUCAAAAUCAGUUGACGAGAAUGAUGAUUGGAGACAAUGUAUUGACUAUAAAAAGAAUUUUGGUAGAUCCGCAAAUGAAACUUCCAAUAGCAAUGAUAAUAGCAUAAAUGAUCCAACCACAUUACCAGAAUCCAUCAUUGAAAUCAUUCACCAAACCAUCCAAAUAAUAAUACAAAAUCUUACGACAUCUUAA
This is a messenger RNA of Cavenderia fasciculata, 3951 nucleotides long. RefSeq names its product integrator complex subunit 2 (gene ints2). Gene Ontology annotation, cellular component: integrator complex. The record is from RefSeq and is a predicted model, not a curated record. The transcript has 11 exons. The coding region runs from base 1 to 3951 and encodes 1316 amino acids. Gene Ontology annotation, biological process: snRNA 3'-end processing. NCBI's taxonomy places the organism in Eukaryota, Evosea, Eumycetozoa, Acytosteliales, Cavenderiaceae.